AUGAACCAAGUCAUAACAACCGUGGCCAAAAUAGCGCAGACAGGUGUGAGGAAUGAUGACGACAUCGUCGACCGACUGAACCACCGCUACACCUCCCUUCUUCUCGUCAUCUUCACCAUCGUUAUCAGCACCACGCAGUACGUCGGCACCCCCAUCCACUGCUGGUGCCCUGCCUUCUUCUCUAGCAACCAUGAAAAGUACGCCAACAACUUCUGCUGGAUAUCUGAUACUUACUACCUGACCGACGAGAACGCAAUGCCUGGAGUUGGUGUCAGACGCAAGCACAUCGGAUACUACCAGUGGAUUCCUGUGGCCUUGUUAGUUCAGGCGCUGCUCUUCUUCAUGCCGUGUUUGUUCUGGAGGAUACUGAGCGACAGGUCUGGAAUCAACGUAAACAACUUGGUGGAGGCUGCCGAAACCAUCCAGAAUGCCCUCUACCCGGAGAGGAGGGAGAAGACCAUCAGGUACAUGAUCAGGCACCUCGAUCAUUACCUGGAUUACCAACGGGACUACAGGUCAGUCGAUUAUUCAUUUUUUCGUUUGUGGCAACAGGUAGGAAGAAAUAUCUCCACCGGGAUGGUGCGAGGGAACUAUUUGGUCGGUUUGUACCUGACUACGAAGCUGAUUUAUAUCAUCAACUCCAUCGGCCAGAUAUACCUACUCAAUCUUUUCCUCGGAGCGGACUACCACAUGUAUGGCAUCCAGAUAAUAAUUGAUUUAAUGAAAUACCGUGAGUCGAGACUUCAACGGCAAAAUCGCUUUCCACGAUCGACGCUGUGUGAUUUUAAAAUCUUUCAAAUGGGAAACGUCCAACCGCACACAGUCCAGUGCGUACUGCCCAUCAAUUUCUUCAAUGAGAAGAUCUACUUGUUUCUCUGGUUCUGGAUUGUUUUCGUUUCUUUAGCGACAUUUUUAAGUCUCUUUCGCUGGGUUUUUGUGCUGGCCAUCGGUCAGAGCAGAACCAGGUACGUGAGGAAGCAUUUGAAAAUAAUGGAUCGAGUGCGGUCCGACAACGACAGAGAUCGAAAGUUGUCCUACAAAUUCGCUGAAAAGUAUCUCAGGCAGGACGGAGUGUUCGUCCUGAAGCUGGUAGCAAAAAAUUCGACUGAUCUGGUUGUAGCUGAUAUCGUGGCGGCUCUUUGGGACCACUUCAAGACGAAACCACGUGAUCUGCCAGCUCAUCAACGCCCUCGAACUCGUCGUCAUCCACCACAAUAUUUGCAAGAAGCCGAGCGGUCAAUGGGCUUUGAAGCUGCUGCCGUUGAGUCAUACACGAACAAUGCCAGGGACGAUCAACUGUCACUGGAAGAUUCCUGAGUUGUGUAUUCGCCAGGGACAGAAGAUGAUGACUUUAUUAGGUCUUUCUUUCUCUGUUCGUUGCAGAGCAACUUCAACGUUUUUUCAAAUUUAAGUCACGUUCGAAGUAUUUAUUAAAAGUCGCCAUGUUUUUAUUAAUGGUUUUUUAUUUUAUUACCGGUUUCCACUUGUAAACUUUACAUUUCCGCACAAUCCUCCAGAUGAUUGGAGGAAGAAUUUGUAAAAAGUUUUUAUAACAGGAUGUAGUUUAUUCUUGUUUUCGUUCAUCUGCUUGAUGUUUGUUCUUCUAGAUUAGUUUUUACAAAUACUGUAUUUACUUUUUUUAACAAUUUUUUUAAUAUCGUCCGAUUUUUAUUUGUUUUUAAAUUUUCGGUAAUUGUUACACUAUUUCAAUGUGCAGUUUGUACGUACUAGAAAAGAAAAGUUACUUA
Messenger RNA from Helobdella robusta, 1748 nucleotides. RefSeq lists its product as hypothetical. Bases 1 to 1317 code for a protein of 438 amino acids. The record is from RefSeq and is a predicted model, not a curated record. The transcript is spliced from 6 exons. NCBI's taxonomy places the organism in Eukaryota, Metazoa, Annelida, Clitellata, Rhynchobdellida, Glossiphoniidae.